GAAACUGUGUGGCUAGUUUUCGCCGGUUUGCUAUCUUGUGUGACCUGCUGUGUCCUCCAACACUCGAGCUUUGACAGCCUGUCGUUUAAGGACAACAACAAUAAAAUCAUGGUUUUUGAGGAGAAGAUGAUCAUAAACGGAGAGCCUGAGGAUGAGGAGGAAGAAGAAGAGGAGGAGGAAGACAUGGUGGAUCCUCUUGAAACAAUGCGACAGAAGUGUGAAGAGACGGAGAAUUGCGCUCACAUUCGCGAGCGUCUGGAGACCUGUGAGACCAGGGUCAGCUCGCGGUCGAAGACGGCAGAGGAUUGUACCGAGGAGCUGUUUGACUUCCUGCAUGCUCGGGACCACUGUGUGUCACACAAACUGUUCCAUUCGGUCAAAUGAAGUGCUCCCUGACAGAUGCAUCGCUGACUGAUGACAUUCUUCAAAUAUUGUACUAUGAGGAGAACAUGGUUUUAAAUAAAUCCAUCUGUGGAUCUGCUGUAUGUUGUACCUUUAAAUGUUUCCUGUACUGUAUCUGCUUGUGUCGAGAAACCAAAGUAGGAGUCAACAUAUCAUUAAAGUGGAUGGCUUGAAAACCUUC
Messenger RNA from Cottoperca gobio, 583 nucleotides. It is a transcript of the gene uqcrh, whose product is annotated as ubiquinol-cytochrome c reductase hinge protein. Bases 109 to 384 code for a protein of 91 amino acids. Lineage: Eukaryota; Metazoa; Chordata; Actinopteri; Perciformes; Bovichtidae. The transcript is spliced from 4 exons. Gene Ontology annotation, biological process: mitochondrial electron transport, ubiquinol to cytochrome c. The record is from RefSeq and is a predicted model, not a curated record. Gene Ontology annotation, cellular component: respiratory chain complex III.